This is a messenger RNA of Anguilla anguilla (European eel), 7310 nucleotides long. RefSeq names its product myosin, light chain kinase a (gene mylka). Lineage: Eukaryota; Metazoa; Chordata; Actinopteri; Anguilliformes; Anguillidae. Gene Ontology annotation, biological process: protein phosphorylation. Bases 294 to 5795 code for a protein of 1833 amino acids. The transcript is spliced from 32 exons. Gene Ontology annotation, molecular function: protein kinase activity; ATP binding; protein binding. The record is from RefSeq and is a predicted model, not a curated record.
AUCGCAAGACCUCUUCGAUGGGUCGCUGACAUGUGUUGCUAGGAUUCACGCCAGCAAGCUUUCAAAUUCAACAGACAGAAAAAAAUUGAAAGCAUGUCCAAAUAAGGUCGACGGUAACACGUCCUACAUUUAAGUAACCUGUAUUCCUGGAAUCGUGUUUCACUUCCCAAACAUCCAAGAAACAGCUUCCCGCAGAGUAGCAGAAUUUGGAUUCCAAACGGAGAACUGAAAAGAUUGUUGACGCCACCAGCCUGCUUGAUUGGAGCGCUCAGCAACGUGCCGAUUAGUGAGACAUGGGUGAUGUGCAGCUCGUUACCAAGGCCAGCCUGACCCUGUCCCAGGGACCCGUCGCCAGCGACCCCCCCGCCUUCACCCUCCCCCCCCGCAAUGUGCGCGUGAGCGCGGGGGGCGUUGCCAGACUGGAUGGCAAGGUAAGAGGGUACCCUGAGCCCCAGGUGAGCUGGUACCGGAAUGGGAAGCUGGUGGUUUGUGGGGACCGCUACUCCAUGGAGCAGAGCGCUCGAGGGGCCUUCUGCCUGGUGGUGCGGGGUGUGCAGGAGGAGGACGGAGGCCGCUACACCUGCGAGGCCACCAAUGAUGCGGGGAGCCGCCAGGUUACCGUGGAGAUCACUGUCGAAGGGAGGCCUGGGAAGAAAUACGACCUUCCAUCAUCCGUUAGAACAUCCGGGGGGCGGCUGGGAGUGCCUUCGGUGGAGAACAGGCCCAGUAUCUGGGGGGAGAGCCCCCCGAAGUUUGUGACCAAACCCUCGCGGCUUUUCCUGAGGCCGGGACAGACCGGCAAAUUCUCAGCCAAGAUCACAGGGCGCCCACAGCCCCAAGUCUUGUGGCUCAGGGGGGAGGCGGAGCUACAGUCCGGGGCUCGCCUCAGCAUGUUCGAAAAAUCGGGGAUUCACUUCCUGGAGAUCCGCGACGCUCAAACGGAAGACGCCGGAAUGUACACCUGCUCCGUGGUCAACAGCGCCGGAAAGGCCACGGCAACAGCAGAGCUCAUCAUUCAGGGUCCAGCUUCUGAAUCAAGCAUCCAACGCGGCGUAAAUCUGCCAGUUGCAGUCGCCCCUCUCCCGGAGACGCGGGAGCCUCUUACCGUCGCGAGCGUGAGCAACGGCCUGCUAACUGAGAAGAACCCCGCCGCGACGAGGGAGAGGCCGGACGCCGCGGCCGGGAAGGUGGCCAAUGAGACGGGGGCGCGCGACGCGGAGCCGGCGAGGACAUCGGCGCCGCCGCCGCCGCCGGCCCCCUCCCCCGCAGCGGAGGAGCACCGGGGGGCCGCGCCCAAACUGCGGGCCACCAGCUCCAUCACCCUGCAGGCCCCCAGGGUACCGCCCCCCAGCUGGGCCAGGGGGAGGGGGACGGGGACGAGGACUGGGGUGGGGGCCGCGGAGGACACGCCCGCCGACAGGGCCGCCCAAACGCCCGUGGCGUCGACCCUGCCCGCCGGGGCGGUCAAGCGGUUCGGGAGAGAGAGCCGGUUAGAGUCGACGGGGUCCGCCCCAAAGUUAGACGUCCAGCCAAAGAGCCGGGAUGUUGAGGAGGGGGAAGACAUUGUGUUUGAAUGCCAAGUUUCAGGCUCCCCGGCCCCUACGGUCAGCUGGACUAAAGAUGGGCGGAGCCUGAGAGCAGGGGCGGGGCUUCAGGUGCAGCAGCGGGGGAACGCCCACCUCCUGUGCCUGGAGAGAGUGCGGAAGGAGCAGGGCGGGGUUUAUGGAUGCACGGCCGCCAACAGCAGGGGGACGGCGUGCGCCACCUGGUCCCUCACCGUCAGGAGCCCAAAGCAGGAGGGCCAGGCCCCGGUGUUCAGCAGCGUGCUGAAGGACUGCUCAGUGAGCGAAGGCCAGGACUUCAUUCUGCAGUGCUCAGUGGAGGGGGAGCCCCUGCCGCAGAUCGACUGGCUCUUAAAUGACAAACCCGUCCCGUACACGCACGCCUCGUUCGAGGGGGGCGUGGCGAAGCUGACGGUUCUGGACGCGCUGCCGGAGGACGACGGCUCGUACACGUGCGUGGCUCAGAACGGCCUCGGCAGGGCGGCGUGCACGGCCCGCGUGAGCAUUAAAGAAAAGCAGAGGGCUGAGAGGAGCGAGCCCAACGCAGGCCUCGGGGCGGGGAGCAGGCCCUCGCCCCCGGCGUUUCUCAGGCUCCUGAAGGAUUUGAGAGUCAUGGACGGGAGCCAAGUCAGCAUGACCGUGGAGGUGACCGGCAAUCCCCAGCCAGAACUUGUGUGGUUGCACAAUGGCAAAGAAAUCCAGGAGUCGGAGGACUUCCAUUUUGAGCAGAAGGGGAGCGAGUGCAGCCUGCUCAUCCAGGAGGUUUUCCCAGAGGACACUGGGAAGUACACCUGCGAAGUGUGGAAUGAAGCUGGGGCGGCUCGCUCCGAGGCUACGCUAACGGUUCAAGAACCUCAGGAAGGGGUCCAGCCCUGGUUCAUCAGCAAGCCCAAGCCUGUGACGGCCAGCCUGGGCCAACCUGUCCUGCUGUCCUGUGCCAUCGCGGGGGACCCCUUCCCAGAAUUCCUCUGGCUGAAGGGGGGCCAGGCGCUGUCCUCCGGGGAGGACAUGGAGAUUCUGCAGAAGGAGGACGUGGUCUCCUUGCUCAUCCGGAGAGUGAAGGCUCACCACGCGGGAGACUACGAGAUCAAACUGAAGAACACAGUGGGAGACUGCAGCUGUGUGGCCUCUCUGCUGGUCAGCGAGCGGAAUCCGCCAUCCGGCACAGAGCUUUGCUCCACAGAGCCCGGUCAGAUUUCGGAGGGAGCGGACGGGACAGCGCGGGACAGAGGAGCGUCCAGCGAGCGGAUCAGCAGCAGCAGCAGCGGCAGCAGCAGCAGCUGGAGCAGGAGCAGCAGCAGCUGGAGCAGCGGAGGCGGCGGCGGCGGCAGCAACGCAGAGGAGCCGGCCGGCACCCGCGGGCCGCUGAAGAGGCGGGCGGAGACCCGGGAGCACGGCGAGGACCAGGUGCGGCAGCGGCAGGGCGAGCAGAAGGACUUCCGCAGCCUGCUGGCCCGGAGGGUGGCCACCAAGAGCGUCUCGGAGGAGGACCUGAAGGAGACGGGCGCCGAGCAGAUGGACUUCAGGGCCGUCCUGGGGAAGAGGGGGGGGGCGGCGGCGCCCCCACCGCCGACGAAGAGCGCCCGCGAGCCCGCCCGGGCCCCGCCGACCGACUUCAGGGCGGUGCUGGGCAACAAGAAGAAGGCGCCGGCCCCCGAGAACAACGGCGAGGGCCCCGGCCCCAAAGCGGUGGUGGCUCCGGCGGGGGAGGAGGAGGAGGACGAGGGAGGACGGAAGAACGAGGUCAACUGCGUGGACGGCGGUGGGAUUAUCGAUAAGAAGAGCAACAACAUCGGGAAGGCGCCCGCGUUCGCCCAGAAGCUGAGCGACGAGACGGUGCUGGACGGGGAGCGCCUGCGCCUGCGCUGCCAGGUCACCGGCGACCCGCCGCCCGCCGUCACCUGGACGCUGGACGGGAAAGUCAUCAAGCCGUCCAAGUUCAUCGUCCUGUCCAACGAAGGAGGCAAGUGCACGCUGACCAUCGACAAAGCCCUGCCGGAGGACGAGGGCCUGUACAAGUGCCGGGUGGAGAACGCGGCGGGGGCGGCCGAGUGCUCCUGCAUGGUCCUGGUGGACGACCCUACGGACGCCAGCUUGACACCGGCCGACAAGAAGACCAAGAAACCCUCGGCCCCUACCACAGAGAAUGAAGCAAGAAUAAAGAAGCCGUCACCAAAGACCGCUCCUAAACAAGUCGUUCCUCCUCAGAUAAUCCAGUUUCCUGAUGACAUGAAGAUCCUGGCGGGAGAGAAGGUUGAAAUCCUCUGCAAGUUUGGGGGAGCACUGCCCAUCACCUGCACCUGGCUGAAGUUCAGGAAACCGAUCCAGAAUGGGCAGAGCAAUGUAUCCAUCGAGACCACAGAUUCGUCGAGUAGACUGACCAUCUCACCGACCACACAGGAUGACUGCGGAUGCUACACUGUGGAGCUAAAUAACAAGUUUGGCACCAGACAGGCUGCCCUCAACCUCACCAUUGUAGACAAGCCUGACCCCCCUGCCCGCGUGCCCGCCGCCUCGGACAUCCGCCGAUCCGCCCUCACGCUGUCCUGGUACGGCCCCACCUACGACGGGGGAAGCGCCGUCAAGUCUUACAACCUGGAGAUCUGGAACUCCGUGGACAAGGAGUGGAAGGACCUGAUCUCCUGCAACAGCACCUCCUACAAUGUGGAGAACCUGCUGCCCGACCGGGACUACAAGUUCCGGGUACGAGCCGUGAACAUGUACGGGAUCGGCGAGCCCAGCGCGGAGUCUGAUCCAGUCCGAGUUGGGCAGGAAGAAGAAAAAGAAGAGGAAGACGAGAAGGAGGAAGCUGAGGCAACUGAUGAUGAGAAAGAACCGGAUUACAGAGAUGUGGAAAUCAAAAAGGAACAAAAAGUCAAGGACCUCUAUGAUGUGGAGGAAAGGCUGGGGACGGGGAAAUUCGGACAAGUGUUUAAACUUGUGGAGAAAUCGACUAAAAAAGUCUGGGCCGGAAAAUUCAUCAAAGCCUAUUCCGCAAAAGAGAAAGAAAACGUGAGACAAGAAAUUAGCAUCAUGAACCGCCUGCACCAUCCCAAGCUUGUCCAGUGCAUAGAUGCUUUCGAAGGCAAGUCGGACAUUGUCAUGGUUCUGGAAAUGAUCUCUGGGGGAGAGCUGUUUGAGAGGAUCAUUGAUGAGGACUUUGAGCUCACGGAGCGGGAGGUCAUCAAGUACAUGCUGCAGAUUGUUGACGGGGUGCAGUUCAUCCACAAGCAGGGCAUCGUCCACUUGGACCUGAAGCCCGAGAACAUUAUGUGCAUCAACAAGACCGGGAGCAAGAUCAAACUCAUUGACUUUGGCCUUGCACGCCGACUAGAAACUUCUGGAUCCCUGAAGGUUCUGUUUGGAACGCCAGAGUUUGUGGCCCCAGAAGUAAUCAAUUACGAAGCAAUCAGUUACCCAACAGACAUGUGGAGUAUAGGAGUCAUCUGCUACAUUCUGGUCAGCGGGCUUUCUCCGUUCAUGGGGGACAACGACAACGAGACACUGUCCAACGUCACCUCCGCCACCUGGGAUUUCGAGGACGAGGCCUUCGACGAGAUCUCGGACGAGGCCAAAGACUUCAUCAGCAACCUGUUGAAGAAAGACAUGAGGUCCCGGCUCACCUGCGCUCAGUGCUUCCAGCACCCCUGGCUGAAACAGGACACAAAGAACAUGGAGGCCAAGAAGCUGUCCAAGGAGAGGAUGAAGAAAUACAUCCUGAGGAGGAAGUGGCAGAAAACGGGGAACGCGGUGCGAGCCAUCGGCCGGCUGUCCUCCAUGGCGAUGCUGGCUGGCGUCAGCGCGAAGAAGGGAGGCUCUCCGACUGGUAACCCCAGUGAAGAUGACUUGAGCAACCAGUUGCUGGAGACCCAUGAGGAUGAGGACAGGCCCCAGGCGAAGCCUUCAUUCAGCAAAGUUAUCAAGGACGUGGAGGUGGUGGAGGGCAGCGCCGCCAGAUUCGACUGCAAGAUCGAGGGCUACCCCGACCCAGAGGUGGUGUGGUACAAAGACGACCAGCCCAUCAAGGAGACGCGGCACUUCCAGAUCGACUACGACGAGGACGGCAACUGCUCCCUGGUCAUUUCCGAAGUGUCCGGCGACGACGACGCCAAGUACACCUGCAAGGCUCUCAACAGCCUGGGCGAAGCCACCUGCGUGGCUGAACUCAUUGUGGAGGUCAUGGCAGAGGAAGAGGAGGAAGAGGAGGAGGAGGAGGAAGAGGAAGAGGAGUGAGUGGUACAAGAGGAACAGUCUCCUGUCGAACUUUACUCUUAAUAGCUGCUUUUUGUGAGGCACCCACUCUCUAUCGGACUGAGCAACGGGGGAACAUCGUGCUUGGAUCACCACUCGCUACGUUUGGGCACUUUCUUUCUUUCUUAAGUGUAACAACAGAAAUCAGAUGUUGAUAUUUAUACCUGCGACACCAUUGACAUUCCAGCCGAGAUUUUCUUUUCUUUUCUAGUGAUUUUCGAGUGAUUCUGAACCGCAUGCUGUCGAUGAGAUCUGUUGAACAAAACAAGCCAAAAAGUCUGCUCACGUGUUUUAUUAUCAACAUUAUGAUCUUUGAUAUUACCAGGCCUUUUUUUUUUUUUUUUUUUACCUUUUCAAUGUGUUAUUUUAAAACUAUUUGAGCACAGAAUCCAUAUCAUAUUGUAGUUUGUGCAUCAGUUUUGAAAUAUCCCAGCAUGCAGUUUUGUCCACCAGCUCUCGAUAUACAGGUAGAAACAGAUACGAUAAAAUAACACUAUUUUGAGAUGUAUGUAGACUGUAUUUUAUUCAUUUUUAUUUGAAAAGAAAACAUCUCUUUGGAAAACUGCAGAAUGCAAGUAAUGGAUACACUACAUUAGCAGAUAUUUUAAAAUGUUUCAGAAUAAAUAUUUUCACAAAAGCAUGUUGUGAAUGGAAAAACUAUAAAUUUUCAGCAUUGGAGAAGUUACAGUUACAUGAAAAUCCACUACAGUCACAAACAUUUAGAAUAUAUAUGACUUGCUGAUCAUUUGAACUGAAUCGGGAUGCGUCUUUAAUGCAGAAUAGUUGGACAGACUGGUGUGGAGCUGAAAUGUUUGACAGGAAAGAAGUUGGUGUAAUUCUGACUGAAGAUGGAUCACAGUGAGCUCAGUAAUACUGCACAGGGUUUUUAUUUCUGUUUUUUUUUUUUUUUUUUUCCUGUUUCGAUCUGCUUAGGCAAACCAUCACCAUUUGGUGCAAAUGAAAAUUCAUUUUACAUCUUAUGGUGAGGGAUUUUUUUUCCCUUAAUUAGUCGACCAUCAAGUCAAGCAUUUCGCUAACCUGUUUAUUGCCAAUGAAAAUUCAAUGUUUAUGUCACUUUCCUUUGAAAAGUAAAAUGCACACUCAUGAUUCUUGGUGUGUUCUUUUUGUAAUGGUUUUAUGUCAUGAUUAUUACAGCCACAGUCAAGGUUUCAAAUGGAAAUAAAUAAAAAAACACAAUUUUGUUGAGCUUGGUAUAUUUGUAGAGGAUUGUGGUACAUCUGUACUCUCUGUAAAGAAUUGGCCUUAAUGAUUAGAAGGAAUACAGCAAACAUUUACUCCACUUUGGUCUGAUAAAGUACAAAAUCAGGGUGGAAUUUUUCGUGACAAAGGGUUUUAAGAUGAUUUGUACAGGCGUACAAUGUCAAGUUGUGUAUUAUGAUAAAAACAUGCAUUCAUGAAAUAUUUAUUGGUUCUAGAAUAGAAACUUGUACUAAUUGUAUUUUUCACCUUUCAGCAUUAAACUAAAUUUAAACUACA